This is a messenger RNA of Chelonoidis abingdonii (Abingdon island giant tortoise), 1089 nucleotides long. Its product is annotated as olfactory receptor 51G2-like. Gene Ontology annotation, molecular function: olfactory receptor activity; G protein-coupled receptor activity. Gene Ontology annotation, biological process: G protein-coupled receptor signaling pathway. The record is from RefSeq and is a predicted model, not a curated record. Gene Ontology annotation, cellular component: plasma membrane. NCBI's taxonomy places the organism in Eukaryota, Metazoa, Chordata, Testudines, Testudinidae.
CAAACUCUUUGGAGUCAGGCUACACUGGCCAGGAAGGAAAGUUCAGAACUCGGACCUGCCCAGUACAUUAUGUCAGCUGUCAAUGACACCAACUUCAACUCUGCAGUGUUCCUUCUCAGCGGGAUACCUGGGCAGGAGGACGUCCAUCUCUGGAUCUCUGUCCCCUUCUGCUUAAUGUAUGUUAUUUCGAUAGUAGGAAAUUCAAUAAUUCUGUUCGUUAUAAAAAUAGAUCCAAGCCUCCAUGAGCCCAGGUACAUUUUCCUUUCCAUGUUGGCUGUCACAGACCUUGGCUUAUCAAUAGUCACCAUGCCGACGAUACUGGGCAUAUUCUUGUUCAACUCUAGGGAGAUCAGCCUCAGUGCCUGUUUUGCCCAGCUGUUCUUCAUCCACUCGCUUGCAAAAUUUGAAUCCUCUGUGUUGUUGCUGAUGGCCUUUGACCGCUUCAUCGCAAUCUGUAACCCACUGAGAUAUGCCUCCAUCUUAACUCCACAGAGAAUAGCCAAGAUGGGACUGGUGUUUGUGCUAAGAGCGGUGGUCAUUAUAUUCCCACUCCCUUUUGUCCUGAAACGGUUCCGAUACUGUCGAGACAAUGUCCUCUCCCAUUCCUACUGUCUGCACCAGGAGGUCAUGAAGAUGGCUUGUUCGGACAUCACAGUCAACACUAUCUAUGGAUUGUCUACUGCAGUCUUAACAGUGGGGUUGGACUUGCUGCUCAUCUUCCUCUCUUAUGUGAUGAUCCUCAAAACAAUGCUGAACAUCGCGUCCCAAGUGGAGUGCCUCAGGGCCCUGAACACCUGCAUCUCCCACAUCUGCGCCGUCUUACUGUUCUAUAUACCAGUGAUCGGUCUGGCUGUGACACACAGAUUUGGGAAUAGCUCUUCUCACUCGCUUCCAAUGGUCCUGGGCUAUUUCAACCUGCUUGUCCCACCCCUGAUCAAUCCAAUUGUGUACGGCGUGAAAAGCAAACACCUUCGUGAGAGGAUAAUCAGGGUAUUUGUGAAGGGUCAGUUCAUCACUCGUCUCCAGGGCUGGACACACAGGAAACAAAAAACACAGCCACCUAUUCCAUGCUGGAUCCUCUUCCCCUGA